This is a messenger RNA of Lodderomyces theae, 2139 nucleotides long. It is a transcript of the gene HSP90, whose product is annotated as Hsp90 family chaperone. Gene Ontology annotation, biological process: cellular response to heat; protein stabilization; protein folding. Bases 1 to 2139 code for a protein of 712 amino acids. The transcript has a single exon. The record is from RefSeq and is a predicted model, not a curated record. Gene Ontology annotation, molecular function: ATP binding; ATP-dependent protein folding chaperone; ATP hydrolysis activity. Gene Ontology annotation, cellular component: perinuclear region of cytoplasm; plasma membrane; protein-containing complex. NCBI's taxonomy places the organism in Eukaryota, Fungi, Ascomycota, Pichiomycetes, Serinales, Debaryomycetaceae.
AUGUCUGACGGUAAAGUUGAAACUCAUGAAUUCACUGCUGAGAUUUCUCAGUUGAUGUCUUUGAUCAUCAAUACUGUUUACUCAAAUAAAGAAAUUUUCUUGAGAGAAUUGAUCUCCAAUGCUUCUGAUGCUUUGGACAAGAUCAGAUACCAAGCCUUAAGUGAUCCAUCUCAAUUGGAAACUGAACCAGAGUUAUUUAUCAGAAUUAUCCCCCACCCAACUCAAAAAGUUUUGGAAAUCAGGGAUUCUGGUAUUGGUAUGACCAAAGCUGAUUUGGUUAACAAUUUGGGUACUAUUGCCAAGUCUGGUACCAAGUCGUUUAUGGAAGCUUUAAGUGCUGGUGCUGAUGUUUCUAUGAUUGGUCAAUUUGGUGUUGGUUUCUACUCUUUGUUUUUGGUUGCUGACCAUGUUCAAGUUAUUUCCAAACACAAUGAUGAUGAACAAUAUGUUUGGGAAUCAAAUGCUGGUGGUAAGUUUACUGUCACUUUGGAUGAAACGAAUGAAAGAUUGGGACGUGGUACCAUGUUGCGUUUGUUCUUGAAAGAAGAUCAAUUGGAAUACUUGGAAGAAAAGAGAAUCAAGGAAGUUGUUAAGAAGCACUCUGAGUUUGUUGCUUACCCAAUCCAAUUGGUUGUAACCAAGGAAGUUGAAAAGGAAGUGCCAGUUGAUGAAACCUUGACUGAAGACGAAGACAAGCAAACUGAAGGUGAAGAUGACAAGAAACCAAAAUUGGAAGAAGUUGAUGAAGAAGAAGGUGAGGAAAAGAAGGAAAAGACUAAGAAGGUCAAGGAAGAAGUUACUGAAACUGAAGAAUUGAACAAGACCAAGCCUUUGUGGACUAGAAACCCAUCUGACAUCACUCAAGAAGAGUACAAUGCUUUUUACAAAUCGAUUUCAAACGAUUGGGAAGAUCCAUUGGCUGUUAAACACUUUUCAGUUGAAGGUCAAUUGGAAUUCAGGGCUAUCUUGUUUGUUCCAAAGAGAGCGCCAUUUGAUGCUUUUGAAUCAAAGAAGAAGAAGAACAAUAUUAAGUUGUAUGUUCGUCGUGUUUUCAUUACCGAUGAUGCCGAAGAGUUGAUUCCAGAAUGGUUGAGUUUCAUCAAGGGUGUUGUUGAUUCUGAAGAUUUGCCAUUGAACUUGUCAAGAGAAAUGUUGCAACAAAACAAGAUUUUGAAAGUUAUUAGAAAGAAUAUUGUCAAGAAGAUGAUUGAAACUUUCCAAGAAAUUUCCGAAGACCAAGAACAAUUUGACAAGUUUUACACUGCUUUUUCAAAGAAUAUCAAAUUGGGUAUUCAUGAGGAUACUCAAAACAGACAAGCUUUGGCCAAGUUGUUGAGAUACUACUCAACCAAGUCAACUGAGGAAAUGACUUCAUUGAGUGACUAUGUUACUAGAAUGCCAGAACACCAAAAGAAUAUUUACUACAUUACUGGUGAAUCCAUCAAGGCACUCGAAAAGUCACCAUUUUUGGAUGCUUUGAAGGCCAAGAACUUUGAAGUUUUGUUCAUGGUUGAUCCAAUUGACGAAUAUGCCAUGACUCAAUUGAAGGAGUUUGAAGAUAAGAAGUUGGUUGACAUCACCAAAGAUUUCGAAUUGGAGGAAAGCGAAGAAGAAAAAGCUCAAAGAGAAAAGGAAAUUAAGGAAUUUGAACCAUUGACCAAGGCAUUGAAGGACAUUUUGGGUGAGCAAGUUGAAAAAGUUAUUGUUUCAUACAAAUUGGUUGAUGCUCCAGCAGCCAUUAGAACCGGUCAAUUUGGUUGGUCAGCCAAUAUGGAGAGAAUUAUGAAGGCUCAAGCUUUGAGAGAUACCACCAUGUCAUCAUACAUGUCAUCUAAAAAGACUUUUGAAAUUUCACCAAAGUCACCAAUUAUCAAGGAAUUGAAGAAGAAGGUUGAAGAGGAUGGUGCAGAAGACAAGACUGUCAAGGAUUUGACCACGUUGUUGUUUGACACUGCUUUGUUGACUUCAGGUUUCUCAUUGGAUGAACCAUCCAACUUCGCCCACAGAAUCAAUAGAUUGAUUGCUUUGGGAUUGAAUAUUGAUGAUGAUGCUGAAGAAACUGAAGUUGAACCAGAACAAACUACUACUGCUACUACUGAUGAACCAACUGGUGAAUCUGCUAUGGAAGAAGUCGAUUAG